Molecule: messenger RNA, 1247 nt
Organism: Doryrhamphus excisus (bluestripe pipefish)
Lineage: Eukaryota; Metazoa; Chordata; Actinopteri; Syngnathiformes; Syngnathidae
Gene: pttg1ipb
Product: PTTG1 interacting protein b
Biological process (GO): protein import into nucleus
Cellular component (GO): cytoplasm; nucleus
Source: RefSeq, a predicted model, not a curated record
CAAAAUGAAAAAUAUAUGACUUUUGUACUGAAGGCUAAACGUUCCUAACGUAGCCGAGUGGGUUAAAGCAGCUCUUUGAUGACGUCACGUCGAGAUUUUGUGACGUCAUCCCCGCCCUCCUGCUUGAAGCAGCAGCAACAGUUGACUGGUUCAUUAUUCUUUCCCUCCCUCCUUCUUCACAAUGUUUGUCUCCUACACUGUCUUGAUUUUACUUUUCUACGGCCUGGUUGCCACUGAGGCGCAACUGCCGACGCCUUCUGCUGCUCCGAUUGUCGCAUCUUGUGCCUCCAAGUCCAACACCAGCUGUGGGGAAUGUCUGCAGAAUGUCACUUGUUUGUGGUGUAUGCCAACCAAGCAGUGUCUGGACUACCCAGUGAAGAGCAUCCUGCCUCCAAGUAGUGUGUGUCCGCUCAAGGAAGCACGAUGGGGGUUUUGUUGGAUAAACUUCCAGAUUUUGAUCAUCACGCUGGCAGUUUUGGCUGGCGUCGUCCUCAUCCCCUUGUUUGUGUGCUGCUUGUGCUGCUGCAGGCGUCAGAGAACCAGAAAUGAUGAUGAUGUAAGAGAACAGCACCAAACCAGAGAAAGGAACUCUCGUCAGAAAGAAAGGAGAGUGGAAAUGCAACUGAGACAUGAUAAAAUAAGGCAGAAAUAUGGUCUUAAUAAGGAUCCUCCCUACUCACGCAUGGAUGAUAAAAAAUAAUUCCUCAAAAGUGGCCAGAUGGUAGCAGAGAGACACGGUGUAUAUUCGAGCAGAGGCCACUGUUUGAAACCACAGUAUAUUCUUGGCUAUGAUUGGUUGACAACUUUCCUCAAAAUUGACACCAAUAACAUGAAUAUCAAGCACAUUUCCUUAUACAUGUAUGCUAAACUGUGAUUGUGUCAUUCUUUGAAUUUAUGUUUACCAAAAGGUCUUAUUUAAGUGGCUACUGAUUUUUUUUGUACUGUUAACUCUCCACUACAGUGUUUUUAUAUUCACCCAUUGGUCAAAAUCAUUGGAGUAUAUAUCUAAUUUGAUAAUAAGCAUUCCAUGCACAUAGAAUGACAGUACAGUAUUUUCACACAAUGUUUUUACUAAGCACAUUUACUGUAUGUCAGUGUCACAUUGCUAUUGCUGAAUUAUUGAAUUGUACCACAACUCGCUGUAAGAUGGUUCAUAAUGUUAAAAAUGUAAACAUUUGAACAUUUUGUUAUUGCUUGUGUAAAAAAAAAAAAAAAAUUAAACCAUCCAGAAAUGUGAUGUGCUUUUU